AUGGGAGUGUCUACAGCAGAUGAAAUUUUUCAUGAGGAAAAUAACUCAGAAUAUUUACAACAGAGAGGUGGACAAGUAGUGGUUUAUAAGUAUUUAAUUCUCAAAGCACCAGUAACAUCAUUAGAUGUAGUUCCAUUUGUUAUUGUAUUUGGAUUGUAUUGUUUAGCCAUUCAUUCAGUACUUGCCUUUAUUAAGAAGAUAAACAAGAACGUUCACUCAUUCAUUCAAUUUAUAUUUGUGAUUGUAUUUCCACCAAUUGUCAUGAUGAUAUCAGCUGAUUACUUUUUUAUAACGAUGUGGAUUGGUUUAAUGAUAUUCUGUGGAUAUUGUUUAAGAAUUAGUUUUAAUAAACAGUUAUUGAGAUCUAACAAUCCUAAGAAAAUUUAUAAAAUGUUCAGACAGAUCUUUAUAUACACAAAUAUUUGUAUAGCAAUUGGCCAAGUUAUGACACUGCUUUCUGUGAUAUUCAAAUUAGUUUUUGCCAGUUAUAGCUUUAGAUGGUUAUUUUAUUCAUUAUACUUUGCUGUAUUUUGUAGGGAAGUUAUGGGGUCGUUAAGUAAGAUUAUGGGUAGAACUACUGGUGUUAUUGCUUCUACUCCUAUGGGUGACCGUGAAGACAAUCCUGAUAAAUGUAUGAUUUGUGUAGAAUCUUUAAUUGAUUAUCAUGGUAAAAUGUUUACUAAUGGAUGUGGUCAUUCAUAUCAUAAUGAAUGUCUCAAAGGAUGGCUCAUCAUAGGAAAUAAUAAUCAUUGUAUUAGUUGUAAGACAGGUAUUAAUAUUGAUCUUAUUAAACCUGAUUUAUGGGAUAAGACUGAGGUUGCUGUUAAACCUUUGAUGAAUUUCUUAAGAUCUAGUAUUUCAUUCUUUGUUGUUAUUUGCCUGUUCAUUGUAUUAAGAUUGAGGUAA
Molecule: messenger RNA, 906 nt
Organism: Hepatospora eriocheir
Lineage: Eukaryota; Fungi; Microsporidia; Hepatosporidae
Source: the annotation of a GenBank genome assembly